CUCCUUUGCAUCAUACGACUGCCACGACAGCUUUCUCUCAUGCCGCUCUCACCACAGCGCCCAUUACUGCUCUGAGAGAGCAGAGCAUCAAUCACUCGAGAUAGCCCAAAUGGCAGCAGCCACGUCAGCCUCAUCGGCAACGACAUCGACUCCACUCCACGACCCCUUGAGACCAGCGGCACCAUCGGUAGUCAAUGCAGGCAAUGCAGUACCCUGGGAUGAGCAGGUAGUUCCUGCUCUACGCAAGCGCCUUGAGGCAGAGAGUGCUCAGCUGGCUGAGCGGAUCAAGGGGAGUACACAUCGAGGUGGAGCAUAUCCGAGGGGGCCAGGCGCAGCAUUUCCUAGCCAAGAUGCAGGGCGAGACGUGCAUUCUUCCUCUUCGUCGUCGACGAGCGGCAGUGGAGUUCGUCGGGCCCCAAGCCAGGGCUCACCUGCUCGAGCAGCGGGCAGCAAGAUAGACAUGGCCACUGCACGUCAACGCGCGAGGUCCAUCAGGGACCGAAGGGACGGCAGCGCCCCCAUCUCUGGACGAGGAGGAGCAUACAAUGGCCAGGCGCAAAUCCAGAAUGAACAAUACUCCUACAAUAGCAGCGUGAACGGCAUUGGCAAUUCAGCAAGCCUAGGUCGCACAAGCUCCAAGCUUGGCCCUUCAACACGCAGUGGCGCUCUCCUUGCCUCAUCGUCCUCCACUGGCUCGGCCCUCUUCCCCUCUGAUGAGCAUCACCAAGACCAAGAUGCCGCUUCAUCCUCCUCGUACUACUCGCGAGGUAGUCAGCGACCCAUCACUGGUUCUUCAGUCUCCUCGAUUAGAACCAGGACUCAGUCAACACCCAUGCAGUACAUGGGUCCAUCGUCAUCUUCGACGUCUGCCUCGGCGAGAUACGCCGCCGCUGCCAAUGCCGUUCCUCCGAUACCCCCCAAUGGCGCUGAAAGCAGUGGCCCGCAGACGACGAGAACUACUGCUGUGCCAAGACAACGGGUGCAGGCGCAUGAAGAGAGCAACCGCUCCGGCCAGUCGCAACGACCAAAUGGGCAGGGAGGUCGCAACAGCAAUGUGGAGAUGGAAUCACCUGUAGUUGAAAGCAGCAAGUACGGGGAAGCCAUGGCGCCUCGCUGGCCUUCCUCCCGUCAGCAGCCAUUCCUCCCCGCAACGACAGCGGCAAAGCAGCGAUCUGCGACAGUCGAUGCAAGCCAGCAGCAUCGUCUCCAACCAGACCCCCCAUCUGACUCAUCCCAAUUACCACCAUCAACCAGCGACCCCCUCCUCCUCCACUCGCCCCUGAGCAAUCAUGUCACUCAACCAAUCUCGCGCUCGACUCGCGCCGUCACUGAGCCUCCGACGGGUUCCACACCAUGGGACUGGGACGAGGUCCUCCCGCCCACGAUUGCGCGUCGUGUAGCACAAGAAGAGCUGCUGAAGAGAGACCCAAGCCUGCAGGGCGUGGAAGAAUUGAUCGAUACGUGGGACAAGAGUGGGAAGCCACUGACUCAGAAGCGUAUCAGGGAGCUGUGCGAGGAGAGGGAGAGGAGGGAACGCGGAGAGGACAUGGGAGAGGAACCAGGGAAAGCAGAGGAAGAGGGCAGUGCAUGGCCAACAGCAGAGGGCGAUAGUCUUGCGGAGAUGAGCUCUUCCUUUGACAGGACGGCGAGCAACAGGCAGGUCAGACUCUCCUCGCUCGUUGAUGGGAUGGGCUUCGGCCCGGCAUCUUCCAGCCCUGCGAGGGGUGACGGGAAGAGUAGCAUAGCAGCAGGUGCAAGCCCGCAGAGCGGGGACCUUGUGAACUUCCAAAGCCAGCGAACGCAGCAGCAGAGGCAGGUCACUCCGCAGCGCGAGCCUUCUCCGAAUGGACAUGGGUGGCAGCAAGGGCCUCAGCAGCAACAGCGAGCCACAGUCAAUGGCCAUCAACCAACUUCAGCGCCGACGUCAUCAGCAGCAGCGCCGGUGUCAGCAACGAGCGGCAAGCAUCAAAAGCCAGGCAAGGACGACUCGCACGAUGCAGGAUGCUGUGCCAAGUGCCUUGUCAUGUAGCAUCCUUCGUGGCGAUGAUCUCUUCUUUGCUCUUCUCCGCACCUCAGCUCGUCCGGGACAGUGGUAUACCUUUGUGCUUCAUUCUUUCUUCUUCGCCUUUCAUCAUUUCAAUCCUUUCAGCCUAAUAUCAUGAGAUGUGUACAC
Molecule: messenger RNA, 2173 nt
Organism: Jaminaea rosea
Lineage: Eukaryota; Fungi; Basidiomycota; Exobasidiomycetes; Microstromatales
Exons: 1
Coding region: 110-2029 (639 amino acids)
Source: RefSeq, a predicted model, not a curated record